Messenger RNA from Neocloeon triangulifer, 943 nucleotides. RefSeq names its product germ cell nuclear acidic protein-like. The coding region runs from base 59 to 889 and encodes 276 amino acids. The record is from RefSeq and is a predicted model, not a curated record. Lineage: Eukaryota; Metazoa; Arthropoda; Insecta; Ephemeroptera; Baetidae. The transcript has 11 exons.
CGCAAAACACUGAAUCGUGCAGCGUUUUGUUGCCAGGGAGGCAGAAUUGCCGUCCGUGAUGGUGUCCUUUAAAUUUGACGGCACCAAAUUCAAAUUCACGCUUCCGCUGCUGACCUUGGUGCUCCAGAUUAAUUUGCCGCCGGCAACGUCGGACGCCGCCAAAGAUGAGAUUCUGCUGCAGGUGUUCUCGACCCUGAAGGGCGCGCUCGAAAGUGUCCACCUCGAUUUGGACAACAACAUCGACGACAAAACAGACUUGGGCGGCGAUUUGACCAAGUUGGCCAACGUGGCCGAGGAGUUGCUCGACCUGACCGACGUGAAGAGCGAGAUGAGCGCUGCCCUGACCUCGGACGAGACCACCGUGGACAUCAUGAAGACCAUCGAGGACAUCCUGCAGUACUUUGACGACAACCCUGAGGUGGCCGACGACAGCCCUGACGACCUCCAACAGAUCGUGGACGUUGUGGACGAGAUUUUGUCCGUUUUGGACGAUGGCUCUUCGGACGGUGGCACAACCCCCAAGAAGAAAAGCAACACCACGGAUGCUCCGGACGACGAAACAAAAAAACCAAAAAAGAAACAGACCAACGACGAAGGGGACGGUGAAGACUCCAAACCAAAAAAGAAAAAGACGACCGCGAGUGAGGAUGACGAAGUGACCAAGGCCAAAAGCAGCACGACCGAGGAGGCAAAAACCAAGGCGGCCACCGCGAAAGCUUCGAGUGAUCAGGAAGUGACCAAGUCGGCGAAAAGCUCGACCACGGACGCACCCACCACUCUCAAAGGAACCACUAAAAAGAGCGAUGACAAUGAAGACGAUGGAGAAAAAAAAUCAGCCACAGGAAAACAACCGGUGGACAAUAAGGGUGACGAUGAAGAAGAUGCUUAAUAAAAAUCGUGCAAAUAUUUUGUCUUUUUUGCAAAAAAUAUAAUCAUUUCAAAA